Megachile rotundata (alfalfa leafcutting bee) is the source of this 2778-nucleotide messenger RNA. RefSeq lists its product as uncharacterized. Lineage: Eukaryota; Metazoa; Arthropoda; Insecta; Hymenoptera; Megachilidae. The record is from RefSeq and is a predicted model, not a curated record.
GUUCAGGAGGAACAGUCAUUAUUGCGCCAGUAUAACAUUCGCUUCCAGUUCUCGGCGACGAGCCUGUCGAGUUUUCGAGACACCGUCCACGAGAUCACGAUUCACCGAGCGUGCAACGAGCGUUCCUCCUGCGUCCUUCGUGGCACGGCGAACCGCGUGGCCGUCUCGAAACGUUCAUCUCGAACGAUACGAUGAAACUGUUCUCGGGAAACGACGAAAAUGUGACCUGAGUCUGUCGACGACAGACAGCCUUGGCAAGAACGUGACACGUUUUCGCAGUCGACCGUUCAGUGUGGCACGCACUACGAUCAAAAUGCUUGUGAGAAGGACCAAUUUUCACGCGUUCUCCAGUGCGCCUGUGUCGGUACUGUGUUUGGCCCUGGUGGCGCUUCGUGUCGUCCAGGUCACGGGCCAAUUAUUGGACACGGAAUUUCAACCAACGGUUACAGCGACAUGCAAGGCCGGUCACAUGACGAUACGGGUGAAUCUCAAUCAGAGUUUCGUGGGAGCUGUUCAUGCCAGAGAUUUUCGAACGCCGCAAUGCAUGGUGCCCGGAAAUGGAUCUACACACGCGACGCUCGCCAUUAAUCUACUUGCGCCCAAAGGGUCUCCGGAUUACUGUGGUGUCUUCAUAAACAAUGACACCGAGGAACGUUCCGUUCCCAUCGCGGUGAGGAUACACAAGACCCUGGAGCUGGCGGACGAUAAAUUCUACGUGAUCACGUGCGGAAAAGCCGGAUUCAAAAACGCCAAGAACGAGACGUCGUUGGUGUCGUUGCGGCUUUUGGAGGCGGGUCACAAGGUGCAAGAGGCUAUUUACGGUCACAACUACACUUUGCGUGCCGAGAUCUCGCGACCGGACGGAAUGUACGGGAUCAAAGUGAAAUCCUGCUUCGCGUUCAACAAACGAAACACCAGUGUCCAGUUGAUAGACGACAAAGGGUGUCCCGUAAAGGCUCGAGUCAUGACGAAAUUCAUAUACGAUCGAAACACUGGCCUGGCGGAUGCGACAUUGUUCUCGAUGUUCCGGUUCCCGGACAGUCCACAAGUGCAUUUUCAAUGCGACAUCGCCGUAUGCAGAGGAAGCUGCGGUAUCCCGGUUUGCGAAGGCGAUAACGAGGAAGAAAUAAAGGGAGCGUCCUUAAUUAAUGGGCAAAGCGUGAGCGGCGAGGAAGGAGUGCUUCUCGCUGGCACGAGCGUGUUCGUUCUUGACCCUGGUCAAACGCCAUCUGUGCAGACCCUCUACGAGGACGGAAGCGUUCAUCCGUUAUGGCUGCUAUGGCUGGCAGUAGCUCUCGGCAUUUUGUUCCUCAUCAUGCUUAUAAUCAACAUAUUCCUCUGCUCGGCGAUGACCUGCAGCUGCACCAGGACCGACAUUAUCGAGAAGGAGCCGUCGAUCAUUGAGGACUACGAUCCGUAUCGUAGCUGGCAUGGCUCUCAAUAUGGCUCGAGGUAUUCCUUAAACGGAAAGCAAGGAUACGCUUCCGGAGGAUCGACGAUGAAUUCCACGAGGUCGAUCUCGACGAAUAGCGAUCACUACGCCAUAGUUCAUUCGAGACCUGGUAGCCGAUAUUCUGGUCCAGGACAGAAGCAUCAUCAUCAUCAUCGAGGGCCACCGUCAAACAUUGGCUCUCAUUAUUCCGGGAAAUAGUAUCUUGAGUUGCUGAACGAUGAUACAAUUGAACUGUUUUGUCGAUUAAUGUUCCGAACACGAACUUUUUACUAUUGUAAUAAUUUCAAUCACGUGUAACGGGUACUUCGAUUCGAUGGAAUCAUUGCUCACACAGGACAAGCUACACGAGUACCAGUGUCAGUAGAGAAUAUAAAUUGAUCCUUGACUCGAAACUGAAGCACGACUAUAGGCAUUUCAUUAACACAUUUAAACGUUUUUAACGCGUCGACUGUUUUAUCACUUUCAACUUAAAUACUUGUUACACUGCUCGUUUAAUCCGAUUAUACAAUUUCGCUACUUGGUUCUUGAAAACUGACAUUGCGAUUUACAGUAUGAACAUUAUUAAUAUCUGACUGAUAAGCAUCAAAUGUAGAAACUAGACUCAUAUUAAGUUGUUAAUAAUUUUGUAACUAUUUUCACUGAGGCAGUCAAAGUAUUAAUGAAGAAUAAUGACUUUGUUCAUUUCGCGUUAAGGAUUAAUCCACGUAGCUUGAUACGUCCUCCAUAGUUACUACUAAUAUAUUACGUGCGUAAAAAGAAUCAUAAUUCUUGUUAGAGUAUUUUUGUACUAAUUCAAGUAUCCGUAUUCUUUCCUGCAGUGAGACAAAUCUAUAGCAUAAAGACAAUAAAACGGCCAAAUUUCGUACGAACUUUGAUUAUGUUAUGCCGAGGUUUCAUUUAUUGUUAGUCUAAGCUCGAGACAAGGUUCUUCAACUAGAUCGUAUAGAUAUGUAUCAUAUAAUAGUCAUAAACGUAGGUACUUAGCACUAAUAACGUUGCGCAAUAUUGUACUUGAUUAAGCGAAAUUAGAUAAAAACUUUUGUAUAUAAAAAUCAUUGAAUGGGAAAUCAUUACUCGUAAUCGACUCAUCGAAAUCCAUGUACUUACACGCGCAACUGACACCGUCCAACUACGAGUAUUAACGAAUAAAAUUUUAUAUUUUUUAUAAGAUUUUCGAUAUUAGGAAAAAUGAUAGGAACUCGAAAUAAAACGUACAGUUUCUCCUAUCAUUGAUACAUUUUUGUAAUAACUCGAAACAUUCCAUGUUCAGCGAGUCACAGCUACGUGUCCUUCAAAUACAUUAAAAAUUUGACAUAAAAAUAUAA